Phaedon cochleariae (mustard beetle) is the source of this 1475-nucleotide messenger RNA. Lineage: Eukaryota; Metazoa; Arthropoda; Insecta; Coleoptera; Chrysomelidae. The record is from the annotation of a GenBank genome assembly.
GUUAGAGGGUGAUCUGUUAGGUUGAAAACAAAUUUGACUUGAAUCCUGGAAUCAUGGAAGCCAAGAUUUCUUUGGAAAUGACUGGUGGAAAAAACAUACCAACCAUAGGUUUGGGCACUUGGCAGGUAACAGAGGAAGCAGAAUUAGAGAAAGCGUUGAACGCAGCUCUAGAAGCUGGCUAUCGUCACAUUGAUACGGCGUUCGCUUACUCCAACGAAGCUAUCAUUGGCAGAGUACUGAACCAGUGGCUGUCAUCCGGUAAGGUGAAAAGAGAGGAGCUUUUUAUCACCACUAAGCUGCCAAUAAGCGGAGUACACGAAGAUAGAGUAGAGAUGUUCAUGAAAAAGUCACUGGAAAAUCUGAAGCUGGAUUACGUUGAUUUGUAUCUGAUCCAUUUUCCAAUUGGCACUAAUUACGUAGAAGGAUAUGUGUGGCCUCCACCAGAUCAAAUGAAGUUGGAACCAUCAAAUCACGUUGAAAUUUGGAAGAAAAUGGAACAACAGGUCGACGCCGGCAGAGCCAGAGCAAUUGGUCUAUCCAAUUUCAACCAGAAACAGAUCGAAAAAGUAAUCAAGUCAUCGACAAUCAAGCCAGCCUGUUUACAAAUCGAAUUGCAUGUGCUUUUGCAACAGCAGGAACUGGUGCGUUUCUGUCAGCAAAAUGGAAUUGUUGUGGUUGCCUUCUCUCCAUUGGGUAGUCCUGGUUACAAUAAGUUUUUGAAGAGUACGGGAAAAGGGGAAAAAGAAUUGCCCAAUUUGCUGCAGAACCCACUCGUGAAGAAAAUCGCUGGAAAACACGGAAAAUCUAGUGGACAAGUACUGCUUCGAUUCCUCGUGCAACAGGACAUUGUUGCCAUACCGAAGAGCGUUAACUCUUCUAGAAUAAAAGAAAACAUCGAUAUCUAUGAUUUCAAUCUUGAUUCAGAGGAUAUGAAAGGCCUAUAUGACCUUGACAUUGGGGAACGUAUCUUAGACCUCAAAUCCAUGCCGAUAUUUCAUGAUCACCCCGAAUGGCCAUGGAAAGUGUUACUCAAUUAACUAUAUCCGAUAAAAUAAUUUCACCAUAAUAUGGUGUGUGAAUUGUAUAGUAGGUUCAUAUAGAUUGUUUGUCCAAUCGCUACAUAUAGGGCAUGUAAAUGGCAACAUAUCAAAAGAGACUCAUCCGACUAUCCUUCGCCUGGCCAUCACAGUGAAACACAACUGCUAUUCUCUGUAACUGCCAGGAUGCCAAAUGUCAUUUCUUGAUACUCCUAUAUGUAACGAUUCGAUGAACAAUAUAUAAAGAGAUAUUUUGUAAUAUUCCUUCUUCCUAUUCCAAAAUAUCGUUAUGGACAGUUUUUGUUAAAUUUGGAAGGCAUCUUCAAGAGAAGGUGUGAAAUAUUGGUAGCUCAAACACGUGGAUUUGAAUUUAAUGAAAUCUGAAUGGUCCACUUCAAAUCUAUUGUAAUAUAUGAUUACUUAUAUAACUGAUUAGUU